This is a messenger RNA of Plodia interpunctella (Indianmeal moth), 629 nucleotides long. RefSeq lists its product as uncharacterized. NCBI's taxonomy places the organism in Eukaryota, Metazoa, Arthropoda, Insecta, Lepidoptera, Pyralidae. The transcript is spliced from 2 exons. The record is from RefSeq and is a predicted model, not a curated record. The coding region runs from base 108 to 551 and encodes 147 amino acids.
CGAGCGCGCAAGUUUAGACUUGGCGAAGUGUAUCGCAGUCGAAAUAUUGCCUACAUUCAGUCAGUAUUACAUCUAGGAAGCUGCUGGAUUGCUUUUAAUGAGAGGACAUGAUGAAGGCCGGUGUACUUGUGUUGUUGUGCUUAUAUUGCUCUGUGGAAUGCCGUAAAACGUAUACGCCUGUCGACAAAAAUGCGAAUUUGGCCUUUAUCAACAUGGAGGGUGGUGGGGGGACACGGCCUCCGGUGAACCAGCCACAACAGCCGCCCAGUUCUCCCGCGAAGCCGCCGUCUCCCACAAAUGUUCAACCUCGCCCAGUCUCCCCUACGCAACCGCCUGUGAAACCAAUAGUCACUGUAGUUGCACCCACGCCGGCUCCUACUCCGAAACCUACUCCUGCAGUAAAACCUCAAGUGAAGCCUCAAGCUAAUCCUACUCCGUUAACUACUCCAGGGCCCGGCACCGUCAAACAGCUAGUUAAUUUCUAUGACAGCCAGGGCAAAGGUAGUCCGAUAAGACCAUACAGUUAUAGUCAAGCCGUUAAGCAGGGAUAAUCUAUGAAUAGUUUUAAUUGUAAUGAACAAACUUUCGAAAUGCACAAAUAAAUUGAAUAAAUUUUAAUGCUGAUCGAA